Molecule: messenger RNA, 261 nt
Organism: Gongylonema pulchrum
Lineage: Eukaryota; Metazoa; Nematoda; Chromadorea; Rhabditida; Gongylonematidae
Source: the annotation of a GenBank genome assembly
AUGACGAUGACAACAAUUGGCUACGGUGAUGUUGUACCACAGACAUGGCUUGGCCGUAUCGUUGCUUCAUGCUUCGCCUUAUUCGCAAUCUCGUUUUUCGCAUUACCUGCGGUAAGCAUCUUUAAGAAUAACUUUUCAGUCAUCCGAGAAAAACACUUUAAUCGACAAAUCCCCGCUGCAGCGACACUUAUCCAGUGUCUGUGGAGAUGCUAUGCAGCCGAUCGACAAUCACGCUCGACCGCAACAUGGCAAGAUUUCUAG